Ictalurus punctatus (channel catfish) is the source of this 3085-nucleotide messenger RNA. RefSeq names its product ankyrin repeat domain 13C (gene ankrd13c). Gene Ontology annotation, molecular function: protein binding. The record is from RefSeq and is a predicted model, not a curated record. The transcript has 13 exons. Gene Ontology annotation, cellular component: cytoplasm. The coding region runs from base 311 to 1918 and encodes 535 amino acids. NCBI's taxonomy places the organism in Eukaryota, Metazoa, Chordata, Actinopteri, Siluriformes, Ictaluridae.
AGAAGACAAGCGGAAGUUAGGUUGAUGGGGUUUUGGGCUUUGGUUGUUGGACGGCGAGGCUUUGGAUGAGGUUGUUUAGGAUGACGGUGAGAAGAAAGUGUGUGUUUUAUCGUUAAACAUGUCAUCCAAGAGUGUGUAGUUCGCAGCCGGUUGAAGACGAAGACGGAACUGGAUCUGGGCGUGUUCAUGUUGUGCGACUUGUUGUUGUUGUUGUUGUUAUUACUGCGCCGUUGCCAGAGUCGACUCGCACUCGUUUUUCCCAGGGUCAUCGGCCACUGCGCCCUUUUCCUCCCCGCCGAGAGUUCGCAAAAUGACAGGAGAGAAGAUCCGCUCCCUCCGUAAGGACCACAAGCCGGGGAAGGACGAGGACUUGCUCGAGCCGGACGAGGAAGCCGCGACCGGUACGUUCACAUCGUCCAGCAGCAGCACCACCACCAGCACCACCACCAGGACUAACAGCAAAGGCAAAGGCAACAAGAUCUUCACCAACCACAAGCUCAUCAAAUCCGCGUCUCAGCACAGCCACAACCAUCAGCAACAGACUCACAUCAACGCCAACACUAACGGCAUCACCACCCCGGAAACCGUCGACGAUAAAAACAAGAACCCGAUUAUUCGAAGCGCCGACGAUUUCCCGGUGCACGAGUGCGUGUUCAAAGGAGACGUGCGGCGAUUGUCGUCGCUUAUUCGCACUCAGAAUAUCGCACAAAAAGAUGUCCACGGAAACACUCCUCUUCAUCUGGCUGUAAUGAUGGGUCAUAAAGAAUGUGCACAUCUCCUGCUGGCCCACAAUGCACCCGUAAAGGUGAAAAACGCUCAGGGAUGGAGUCCUCUCGCCGAAGCCAUCAGCUACGGAGAUCGUCAGAUGAUCACGGCGCUGUUGCGGAAGCUGAAGCAGCAGUCCAGAGAGAGCGUAGAGGACAAGAGGCCUCGGCUGCUCAAAGCUCUCAAAGAGCUUGGCGACUUUUAUUUGGAGCUUCACUGGGAUUUUCAAAGCUGGGUGCCUUUACUGUCUAGAAUUUUACCCUCGGACGCUUGCAAGAUCUACAAGCAGGGGAUCAACAUCAGGUUGGACACCACACUCAUCGACUUCACAGACAUGAAAUGCCAGCGAGGAGACCUGAGCUUCAUCUUCAACGGCGACGCCGUUCCGUCCGAGUCCUUCGUGGUGCUGGACAACGAGCAGAAAGUGUACCAGCGGAUACACCACGAGGAGUCGGAGAUGGAGACGGAGGAAGAGGUGGACAUUUUGAUGAGCAGCGACAUUUACUCGGCCACCCUGUCCACCAAAUCCAUCACCUUCUCCCGAGCGCAGAGCGGCUGGCUCUUCCGCGAAGACAAAACCGAACGGGUGGGGAACUUCCUGGCAGAUUUCUACCUGGUCAAUGGCCUGGUUCUGGAGUCGAGGAAGCGGAGAGAGCACUUGAGCGAGGAGGAUAUUCUGAGGAACAAGGCCAUCAUGGAGAGCCUCAGCAAAGGAGGCAAUCUCAUCGAGCAGAGUUUUGAGCCUGUGAGACGCCAGUCCCUGACGGCUCCCGCUCCGAACACUAUUUCCUGGGAGGAGUACAUCACGUCUGAGACUGGGAAAGCUCCUCAUCUUGGAAGAGAGCUUGUCUGCAAAGAGAGCAAGAAGAACUUUAAAGCCACUGUUGCCAUGAGCCAGGAUUUUCCUCUCGGAAUCGAGUCGUUACUGAACGUUUUAGAAGUGAUUGCACCCUUCAAGCACUUUAAUAAACUCAGAGAAUUCGUUCAAAUGAAGCUCCCACCAGGCUUCCCAGUGAAAUUAGACAUCCCUGUGUUUCCCACCAUCACGGCCACCGUGACGUUUCAGGAGUUCCGCUACGACGAAUUCGAGGAGUCCAUUUUCACCAUCCCAAACGAGUACAAAGAGGACCCCAGCCGCUUCCCCGACCUCUGAUCCAGCCGUGUGUUGUCUUUCUCAAUCUUUCUGCCUCUCCACUGUAUUCUCCUCUCCACUGCAUCUCCAUCUCUCUCCUUUCUCGGAUCUGACUCUCUCUACAGGAAGCAACCGUCACGUCACGUCACGUCACGUCAUCGAGCUCCGAGACGAGACGCCCCCGCGGAGCCGAAGCACACGACCGGUUGCUGUACGCGUUGUAUCGGGGUAAAGGGAUCGCGCCGUCCUGACGGCGUAGCGACACUUUAGCGGACUACGGGACACGUAAACGGAAAUGACCAGACUUUCUCGAGGAGCUCACGCGAGCGGGACAGGGCACCACCGUAAUGCACUACAUCACUCCUCUCAGUGCCGACGCCCCAAGGCUCCAGCGUAGCUCCUCUUCUUCAGAACGUCCAUCGAGAGUGAACCUCCUCCUCCUCCUCCUCCUCCUCCCACCUCAACGCUUCCAUGUUACUCUGGCAGGAAAUGUGGCAUUACAAGUUCCGUAUUUAUGUUUGUCGCGUAUGUUUUCAUAUACGUUUUGUUACACGACUUUACCCUUCACGUUCAAGAAACACAACAGAAGUGCGAGGAAACGACCCGAGUAUGAUUCUCGCGUCGUACGAAACCCGUCGAUAUAAUCGCUAUGUGCUUUCUACGGAUAAGAAGAUUCUUUGUAAAUACCUCUGUUUGGCGCCCGGUCCCAGAGCAGCGUGCGGCGAGCUCUGCAAACCGCUUCUGUUACUGCCUCUUCUGACCCCGCCCCCCCAAAUAAUAAUAAUAAUAAUAAUAAUAAUAAUAAUAAUAAUAAUUUCCCAAUUUGUGAUUCUCUUCCGUUUCAUCCUCGACUGCACGGAACCACACGAGUUCCCCGAAACAGCACAGAGUUUUUCAUUUUUCUUUUUCUUCCCGAUCACACGCUUCUGAUUUCCCGCGGAAGCGAAUAAAGAAUCCGGCGCUCGUUUGUAAACGCAGUGUACAGUUUGAGAUAAACCUGUUUAACAGCAGCACGACUUUCAGUGGACGACGCGUACGUUAUUUCUCACGUUAUUAUCCUCAUUUUUUUUUUUUUUGAUAGAUGGCUGUAGAUAUAUAUAUAUAUACAACGUUUUAGAUUAUACAACAUCUAUACUGAUAAAGCUGUUAUGAUUGUAUUAUGUACAAAAAAAAAAAAAAUUUUAGAAA